UCGUCUGUUGACCGUGCAGAUUCUCGACGUGUGUGUUAAGCUGACAACCUUGGAUAUUGCACCGCACAAAAACAGCAAACGGGUUAAAAAAAAUUCAGACUUAUUCGAAACGCUUUUCGCAACGAAAACGACCAGUCGGGCCCCGAUAAAAAUCGAUUAACGCGGAAAUUCAUUGUUUGAAGAUGUCGAAGUUAUUAGUGAAUGUCGUUGCCGUCCUUGGUUUGUUUCGUAUAGGCGAUUCCGCACCCUUUCACAGCCAAUCCAAAUUCAAUUUCGACGACGAUUGGGAUUAUACGAAAGCCCGCCAUAAUGUUCCACUGCUCAAUGGUUCACUGGAUCAUGAUACGUUGCCUGUUUACACGUACGGACGGGACUUGAAGGUUCAGGGCUUGAAGGGCGGGGCCCACAUCCAAUAUUCCGCGAGCAGGAACUCCAAAGGGAUAAGGGAUACCGUGUCGUCUAAAAUCACCUGCGGAGUUUGCAAAUUAGGCGUGGGUUUGCUAAACGCGGAAAUAAGAUCGGGCAGUAGUUUCGACUCGAUCGGAGAAAAAUUCGUUUCGCUAUGCGUGACGUUCCGCAUUGAAACUUUGCCGGUUUGCCAGGGAAUAUUCGACACGUACGCGCCGGAAAUCCUGCCCGUCCUGCAAGUUUCUCCCAUAGAUAUAAAUGACAUAUGCGGUUUGUUAUUCGGUGACGCUUGCGGACACACAAACAUCCCGGAACACGAAUGGAGCGUUGCUCUUCCGGACACACCCAAACCGGAAGUUCGAGAGACAGAUCAACCUCUACCGGCAGGUACCCCGUAUUUCAAAGUACUGCACAUAUCGGAUACCCAUUACGACCCGGAAUACGUGGAAGGUGCAAUAGCCAACUGCCAAGAACCUCUGUGCUGUAGGCCGUACAGCACGGCCGGAAAGGAACCGAUAAUACCGGCAGGGAAAUGGGGUUCUUAUCAGAAAUGCGACGCUCCCAGAGUACUAAUAGAGAACACUUUGAGGCAUAUUGCAGAGGAACAUCCCGAUAUCGAUUACAUAAUGUGGACCGGAGAUUUACCACCCCACGACAUAUGGAAUCAGACCAAGAAAAAAAAUUUGGAAGUGAUUUCUGAAACUGUCAAUUUGUUCCUAGAGGUGUUUCCCAACGUCGCCAUAUUUCCCGUGAUCGGAAAUCACGAGGCUUGUCCCUCGGGAAGCUUCGCUCCUCCGUGGAUGAAGGACGACGACCAUUCGUCCGCGUGGAUCUACAAUCAGAUCGCCGAACAUUGGAGCAAAUGGUUACCAGCUAGUUCUGCAGAUUCAGUGCUGCAUGGAGGCUUUUAUUCGGUUCUAUUACGACCGGGGUUUCGCCUUAUCGCUAUAAAUACGAAUUACUGUCAUUCUUUGAAUUGGUGGCUUAUAGUGAACAGUACAGAUCCGGCCAGCGAACUGAAGUGGCUCGUACAUGAGCUCCAGCAAGCCGAAAAUAAUAAGGAAAAAGUUCAUCUGAUAGGACAUAUAGCGCCAGGGAGCUACGACUGCAUGAAGAUGUGGUCGAACAACUUCUACGACAUAGUCGAACGCUACGAGUACACGAUAGUGGCCCAGUUCUACGGACACAGUCAUCACGACGAGUUCGAGGUUUUCUACGACACGGCCGAAUACAGUAGACCGACAAAUGUUGCGUAUUUGGGUCCCUCGGUUACCACCUAUGAAAAUUUCAAUCCGGCCUACAGAAUUUACUACAUAGACGGUGAUUACAAUGGUACCACAAGGGAAGUUCUUGACCACGAAACUUGGACCGCAGACUUAGACAAGGCCAAUGCCGACGGGCAGCCCACCUGGGUCAAAUUGUAUUCUGCCAGGGAAGCCUAUCAGAUGAAGAACCUGCGACCUACCGAAUGGAGUAACCUCAUCGAGCGUAUGAUGACGGACUCUAACCUUUUUAAUAAGUUCUACCGGUACUCCUAUAGGGACAGUGCGAUGAGGCCCGUGUGCGACUUGAAGUGCAAAAAGGAGAUAUUGUGCAACCUGAGAAGCGCAAAGUCUCAAAGUAAAGAUGACCUGUGUCGGAAGCUGAAUUUUGGACUGUUAUGACAUUUUUUGUGUUGUGUUGGUUGUCUCGCUGUCGAUUUAUUUAAAUAAAGGUUUUGUUACUACGCGUCUCUC
Cylas formicarius (sweet potato weevil) is the source of this 2144-nucleotide messenger RNA. RefSeq names its product sphingomyelin phosphodiesterase-like. Gene Ontology annotation, molecular function: acid sphingomyelin phosphodiesterase activity. Gene Ontology annotation, cellular component: lysosome. Gene Ontology annotation, biological process: sphingomyelin catabolic process; ceramide biosynthetic process. Bases 183 to 2072 code for a protein of 629 amino acids. The record is from RefSeq and is a predicted model, not a curated record. The transcript has 14 exons. Lineage: Eukaryota; Metazoa; Arthropoda; Insecta; Coleoptera; Brentidae.